CUUUUUCAGCAUCUACACUCAGGCUGACACUGAGAAGAAGAGAAGAUAAUCCUCCAGCAGCCCCAUCUCCACCAUGAAGAUUUUGACUGUGGCUGCACUUGUUUGUGCCAUGAUGGCUCUGACUCAAGCUGCUGCUCUUCCAGAGGAAACGCCCGAAAAUGGCCAAGCAGGUGAGUCAAACCUGGUCAAGAGGUCGACAGCUUGUUCUGGUGGCUGGUCUGAGUUCAGUUGUCGCCGUUUCCACUACGUUCCAACACCAAUGACUUGGGCCCAAGCUGAGGUAAAGAGUGUUUCCAUGGGUGGAAACCUUGCGUCCGUUCACAACGCCGAAGAGUACCAUAAGAUUCAGAGGCUGAUCACAAGCGCAAGUCGUGAGAACAAAGAAACAUGGAUUGGAGGCUCGGAUGCACAAGAGGAGGGUGUGUGGUUGUGGAGUGAUGGUACACCCUUCAACUAUCGGUAUUAUGGAGGGUUUGAUAACUUUCAGGGCAAGCAGCACUGUCUACAGAUAAAUUAUGGAGAUGAUAAGCGCUGGGAUGACACCUGGUGUAACGUUCGCCUCCCAUCAGUUUGUGCCAAAAAGCCCUGAUAAUUCCCAGGUGAAGAACCUCCCAGAAGCCCAAACAUGGGUGGAUGUGUGUUUGUGUGUAUGUGGGAUGCAUCUGUCUUUGUGCCAUCAGUCUCAAAUCUCCAUAUAUCUCUGUCUAAAUCACAUUUCUAUAUAUCGC
Micropterus dolomieu (smallmouth bass) is the source of this 728-nucleotide messenger RNA. RefSeq names its product ladderlectin-like. Gene Ontology annotation, molecular function: signaling receptor activity. The record is from RefSeq and is a predicted model, not a curated record. Lineage: Eukaryota; Metazoa; Chordata; Actinopteri; Centrarchiformes; Centrarchidae. The coding region runs from base 74 to 589 and encodes 171 amino acids. The transcript has 7 exons.